Molecule: messenger RNA, 649 nt
Organism: Brassica oleracea var. oleracea
Lineage: Eukaryota; Viridiplantae; Streptophyta; Magnoliopsida; Brassicales; Brassicaceae
Product: sm-like protein LSM7
Exons: 6
Coding region: 208-507 (99 amino acids)
Biological process (GO): mRNA splicing, via spliceosome; nuclear-transcribed mRNA catabolic process
Cellular component (GO): spliceosomal tri-snRNP complex; U6 snRNP; Lsm1-7-Pat1 complex
Molecular function (GO): RNA binding
Source: RefSeq, a predicted model, not a curated record
UCCGGUUAAGAAAACGCGAACCGAAAUCGUGCUGGAGAAACCAAUCUUUAAAUUAUGGUUAAGAGAUUUAAACCAGAGUCCUUUUUCUUAUAGUUACUAUAGAUUCCCCGACUUUCACAAUUAACAUCAUCGUCCCUUCGCCGCCAAAGUUUUCUUCAGAGAUCUUCGUUUCUCCGGUAACUUCUGUGGAACACACUCUGCUCUACCAUGUCAGGAAGAAAGGAAACGGUGUUGGAUUUGGCCAAGUUCGUUGACAAGGGUGUUCAAGUUAAGCUCACCGGUGGUAGACAAGUCACUGGAACUCUCAAGGGCUACGAUCAGUUGCUCAACCUUGUUCUUGAUGGGGCUCUAGAGUCUGUACGAGAUCAUGAUGAUCCUUUGAAGACCACUGACCAGACAAGACGCCUCGGUUUAAUUGUCUGCCGCGGAACUGCAGUGAUGCUAGUCUCACCAACUGAUGGAACUGAAGAAAUCGCUAACCCUUUCAAUCAACCAGAAGCUGUCUAAAGAGUUUCUCCCAAAAACAUUAUGCCCCUCUCUCUCUCUCUCUACUACUUUAACUUGGAAUUUAGAGAGUUAUGCAUCUGAGUAUCUACCAUAACGUUGGAAACAGAUGUUUUAUUAUUUAUAUACUUAUUUUGGAACAUCA